Messenger RNA from Myripristis murdjan (pinecone soldierfish), 1546 nucleotides. RefSeq names its product chromatin accessibility complex subunit 1 (gene chrac1). Gene Ontology annotation, biological process: DNA-templated DNA replication; chromatin remodeling. The transcript is spliced from 3 exons. Gene Ontology annotation, molecular function: protein heterodimerization activity. Gene Ontology annotation, cellular component: CHRAC; nucleus. The record is from RefSeq and is a predicted model, not a curated record. The coding region runs from base 77 to 439 and encodes 120 amino acids. NCBI's taxonomy places the organism in Eukaryota, Metazoa, Chordata, Actinopteri, Holocentriformes, Holocentridae.
CAAAACAAUACUACAACUUCCGGCUGGCUGGCGCGCUGGGUCGGCGUCGUUAGCCGAGAAGCGUCCACUUGUCCUUAUGAAGAUGUCUCAGAAUAACUCCGACAAAGACAGCCAUGCGUCCGGCAACAAAAACAUCUCCCUGCCGAUUUCGAGAGUGCGGCUGAUCAUGAAGAGCUCCCCGGACGUGUCCAGUAUAAACCAGGACGCUCUGUUCCUCACCACCAAGGCGACAGAGCUGUUCGUCCAGUACCUGGCCCUGUCCUCCUUCAACAACGGCUCCGGGAAGGACACCAACACGCUCUCCUACAGCGACCUGGCCAACGCCGCCGAGGAGACCGAGACCUUUCAUUUUCUCACAGAUAUCCUACCAAAGAAGAUUUUGGCCCGGGAUUACCUCAAGUCCUUGGAGCAAAUGCAGGAAGAGGAGGCUGACAUCUAAGUCACGUUUGAUGCAUUUCACUUCUUAAGUCUGCUCUGGAGAGAUGUUAUCAACUGUACAUGUCCUGCCAUCAGUUCAGAGCAAAGUCAGUGGCAGAGGAGACACCCUGAACUUCCUCAGUGUUUUGAAAAUGUUUUGACACAGUUGAGUUACAUGGCUCACGUGAAAAAGUAAUGAAAGUGGAACUGAGAGUAGCGCUGCAAAAGGGCAAAUGGUGAAUCAAGUGAAGAGAUCCUCCUAGGGAGAUGUGUAUUAGACUUGGCAACACAGAGUGUAAGAGCAACAUCAUUGGGUUUAUUUUAUGUAGUACAACGUAGCUACCAUGACCUCUCAGUGCUGGAAACCUAAACUUGUCAACUUUGCCUGGACCGAACCACACUAGACAAAUCAGUCACCCCUUAAGUUUUUUAUGCACUGUCUUUCAAAAGAUAAUGCAUUUGUGUAGGCUAAAGUUCUGUUGUUAACAAAAUACAUACUUGAAAAGUAACUUAUUUUCAGACUUAUUUUGUUUCCUAACAUAAGCACACAUUUUGCAUGAUGUGCUUGUACUUUUAAAUUAUAUGGACGUUUCUGUGGUAGCAAUUUGUUAUAAAUGUCUUAUGCAGCAUUAUUAUCAAGACAAGUGAAUUGCUUUCCUGAAUACUUGCAGACUCUUAUGAUCUCACUAAUUCUUUGUAGUAGGGCAAAAAGCAUAGAAACUAAUCCCACUCCAUUGGGGCACAAAUGCCUCCGCUUUUAUGUUUUCUUUGGCUUUUGAAAUUUAUUUCCUGAAUGCUCUGAAGUUUGAUUAAUGGCCUGCUGAUGUUACUGAUUCAAAGUUUAAGAUUACCAUUUUCUGAAAGGUAUGCAUUGACAUUUCUGGGUUGUAACUAAAUUUAUUUUAUGUAGACUUGAAAGUUGUUUGAACUAAUGAAAGGUAAAAAUACCUCUUUUUCUCAGUUUAAUUGCAAAGCAAUGUGUGGCAACUAGGCAUGUGUUGUCUUGGCAAAUGGAAAUUCACACUCAGCAUAAUGUGAAUAUUUAACAACUGGUCACCUCACAGUGCAUCCAUGUCUUGUAUUUACAAAAUUGUAUAGAUUUGAUAUUGAAAAUAAAGGUUUGUAAUGU